CCGCCGAUAAAAGGAGAGUUCUGGCCCCUUCCGUAUAUUCUCCUUCGCCGCAUCUCGGUUUGCUGCCCUAGGGCUAGCGGUCAGCUCAUAGGUGGCUUCCCCUCCCUCAACGCUUUGCGCCAUCCGCGAUACCCUUCUGCCUGAUGGCCUCCGCUAAGGUGGAUGAUCGUGGCUUAGGGUCCAAAAGGUCGCGCAGUGAGGGUUUUAGGCGUGAUGGAGAUUGGACCUGCCCUCAAUGUGGAAAUGUGAAUUUCAGUUUUAGAACAGCAUGUAAUCGUGGAAGUUGUGGUGCUGCGCGUCCGUCAGCCAGUCCUGGUCCUAGAACUGGACCGGUACCUUAUCUUGGCAGUUUUGAUCGUCCAUUGCCCAAUUAUUAUGGGGGUAUGGGAGUUCCACCCGCUACGCCAUUUGGUGUGUCAGGUGGAUAUGGCUCUCCCCUUCCUCCUUUUCAUGGGAUGCGCUAUGAUUAUGGGCCACCCUCAGGUGCUCCUGGCCCAUACAGUCUUAUGUCUCCAUAUGGCCCAUCAGGACCACUCAGAGGUUAUGGUUAUGGGCCUGGACCUAUCAUGGAUAGAUAUGGUCAUCCCAUUAUGGACAGAUAUGGUUAUGGUUAUCGAGGUUCCCCAAUGCCUAUGCCUGUCCCAGAUUCAACAUCUGGAGAGCUGUUGGAUAAUAGUGCUUCUCGUAAACGUCGUGGAGGUCCUGAUGGGUUAUUUGAGGGUGAUUGGGUGUGUCCCAAAUGUGAGAAUGUUAACUUUGCUUUCCGAACAACUUGUAACAUGAAGAAAUGUGGAGCUCCUAGACCUGCCUCUUCGAGUAACCGAACCAGCGGGAAGGAUAAAGUUGAUGCUCCUGAAGGCAGCUGGACUUGUGACAACUGCAAUAAUCUCAACUACCCAUUCCGCAACAUGUGCAACAGGAAGGGAUGUGGAAGUGAGAAACCCUCAUUCAGCAAAUAACUAUAGGAACAAAUACCUCCCUCCUUGCACUGUCUAUGCUACAUGAAGUUGGAUCGAUCACCCAUUGCAUUGCAAUGUACUCAAUAUAUGCCUUACAUUUGCUAGUUCCCUGCCGCUUUAAGACAUGCACACCUGGCAAACUGUAGCUGUCAUAGAGCUAAGAACUAUGUUCACCUUGAUUAGUUGUAUUUUUGGCUGACUUUUAAAUUUUAUCUUCAUUAGGCACAAUUUAUGUUCA
This is a messenger RNA of Zingiber officinale, 1197 nucleotides long. Its product is annotated as ranBP2-type zinc finger protein At1g67325-like. Bases 144 to 959 code for a protein of 271 amino acids. The transcript has 8 exons. The record is from RefSeq and is a predicted model, not a curated record. NCBI's taxonomy places the organism in Eukaryota, Viridiplantae, Streptophyta, Magnoliopsida, Zingiberales, Zingiberaceae.